Salvelinus namaycush (lake trout) is the source of this 7199-nucleotide messenger RNA. RefSeq names its product AF4/FMR2 family member 1-like. Gene Ontology annotation, biological process: regulation of gene expression. Gene Ontology annotation, cellular component: nucleus; super elongation complex. Lineage: Eukaryota; Metazoa; Chordata; Actinopteri; Salmoniformes; Salmonidae. The record is from RefSeq and is a predicted model, not a curated record. The coding region runs from base 204 to 3710 and encodes 1168 amino acids. The transcript has 19 exons.
AACCCAGUAUGCCCUGAGACCAGGAUCCAUAUGCACAGUUACUAGCAGAGAACUAUGAAAGAACAGUUAUAGACAGUUAAUUUAUGUAAAGAUUUCGAUGGCAUUUGACUGGUAAACAAUGUAAUCAAGAGGGGAGAUUAUCCAAUCAAGGAUUGUCAGAAACACAUGGCAAGCAACUUGCAAUUUGUUUUUUGAGGCGCACAAUGGCAGCUCGCUCAAGCUACAAUGAAGAGAGGAACCUCCUUCGCAUCCGAGAGCGGGAGCGGCGGAAUCAGGGAACCUUCCAGGAGAAGGAGUUCUACCAGGAGACCGUUCCCCUGUUUGGGGAACCCUAUAAGACGAACAAAGGAGAUGAGCUGUCCAGCCGUAUCCAGAGGAUGCUGGGUAGUUAUGAAGACGUGAACAAUCCCAACACUCACCAGUGUUUGGACAGCAGCUUCUCAAAGGACCCUCAAUCUCACGUCGCCACAAAGUAUGGGCGGCCAUCUCGCAGCCGAGAGCGAGCGAAGCCUCCAUUCCAGAACCCUCCUCAGUACGGGGCGAGCCAGAGCCAGAGUGGUGGUCCGUCCCGUGGUAGCCACUCUGGCCAGCCUCUGAAGAAGAUCCAGGGUCCUUCCUCCUCCUACACCCAGUCCUCCCUGGAUCUCAGCCAGGGCCAGGCCUGCCCAGACCCACACCAGAGAAAGACUGAGCUCUGGCCAGACCUGAGGGAGUGUGCCAGUCUUCCUCCGGUCCUCUCCGCCCUGUCCCCCCCAGCCGAGCCCCUAUCCCCCCUACAUUCCAGUGACCCCAGCGGAUCUGAACACCAGGACUCCCCCCUGCACCCUGAGAGGCACCCGGCCUCUCCCCAACACCCCGACUCGCACUUCCCCAUGGUGUCCCCCCUGGAUGACCCCCAGAGAGACAUCCCGCCUCCGGCCAUCGAUGGGACUACCCUGCCCUCUCAGACCUUCCCUCCACCGCUGGCCUCCAAACCCAACCUGGUUAUGCCUCAGAAGCCCACAGCCUACGUCCGGCCCAUGGACGGCCAAGACCAGGUGACCAGCGAGUCUCCGGACCUCAAGCCUUCUCCAGAAGACUUCCAUGGGCAGUCUUAUCAUGAACCCUUACCAGACUUGAAAAGCACCAAGCCCAGCCUUUCCAAACUGAAGAUACCAUCACAGUCUAUAGAGACUCCGUCAAAUGAAGCUGACUGUGUGGAAGACAUUCUGAGGGAAAUGACCCACUCCUGGCCUCCUCUCCUGACUGCCAUCCAGACACCCAGCACAGUUGAGCCCUCCAAGUUCUCCUUCCCAGCCAAGGCUGGUUGCCUCUACUUUGUCCCCUCACAGGAAGCACAGCAUGUCCCACCUGCAUCUCCAGUACAAAAACACUAUGGAUCACCUCCACUAGCCCCGCCCUCCAUCUGUCAACAGAGCUCAUGUACGGUUACAGCAGCACAUUCCAGUGGGGUGGAGUCAGCCAGCUCCAGUGACUCUGAGAGCAGCUCGGGGUCGGAGUCAGGCAGUGAGAGCAGUGAGAGUGGGACAGAGGCCCCCCCACAGCCCCUCAGGAGUAGCAGCCCACCUGUGACAAAGACGGAGGGCCCCGUGGUAACUAACUGGCAGUUGAACAACUGGAUCCGAGUGAGCCAGCAGAACCCCAGCACAGAGAGCCAGAGUGACGCUCUACUGAGCCCUCUACCCAAACAGCAGCAGAGCCAUGAGGAGGAGACCAUUCCUCCCAGGGACUACAAAUCCCACACACCCCCACAUCGCCCAGAGUUCAGUGACGGUGAAGCCAAACCUCAACGCAGUGAAGGCGCUGCCCACAACCAGCAUGUCCAACACAAGUCCCCGGUCGUCUCGCACGUUGGGAACAGCAGCAGCAACCAGAGAAAGACAGUGGGGAACAAACACCCCUCCAGACCAGCCAAGGCUCCCCGCCCUGAAGACCCUCAGGCUGGGUUACAGGUGGAGAGUGUGGAGGUUGUCCCCCGUGACAAAGACUCCUCGUUCACAGACAGGCCAAAGGUCAAAACGAAAACCGGCCGCAGCAGCAAGAGCAGCGGAGCCAAAAUAAACAGUAGGAAGCCUGCCAAGCGUGGCGCCUCUGAGAAGAAGACCGAACAACCAGAGUCACAGGGUGGCCCCAAGGUGACUCUGGUGCUGGACUGUAAGAGGGAGAAGUCUCCUAGUCCCAGCCCUGCCCAGGAGGUAGACCAGCCAUCCCCAGCUGUGGUGAAGACCACCAGUGUCAGGACAGAGACCCUCCCGGCCCCUCAGCAGGGCCAAAAGAAUCCCCGGCGCCACUCUCUAGACCCAGCACACAAGGCCAAGCGGGAGUCCUCAGCCAAAGCUUCCAGGGUCCUCCAGGGGCCUCCACGGGCCCUGCUGGUAAAGAUAGAACUGAGCCUGCUGUCCAGGGUUCCCUCCCAGGGCUCCAGGCCUUCUUCAGGGGGCCAGGAGCCAGCCAUCAGGAAGGGACCCAACACGGCCCCAGAGAGGGGGGACACCAACCCUGCUGCCCCCAUCCCUACCAAAGUCUGCAAGAAGAGACCGGCUGAGAAGGAUGUGAAAACCGUGCCAAGGAAGAAGCCAAAGCUGCAGAAAGAUCUGAAACCCUCCUCUUCAGGUCCUGGUUCCCGCAAGUCUGAGACUGAGAGGAAGCGGUCUAAGGGGCCUCCUGUCCCUCUGCUGCAGCCCACCACCACUCAGGACCCUGGGAAAGGGCAGGGGGGCCACAAACGGCACGCGGUGGAUGCCCCAGAGCCUAGCACAGCAUCUGCAACCCACCGCAGGGACAGGGAGGCCUCCACACCUGUCAAGCACAAGAAGAGCGCUGGAAAACAACACACUGAGCAUGCCAAGAAAGCCCCCAAGAGCAGCGUUGCCUUCUCCGUGCCUUCCCAGCCCACCGGGGCUGCCCUGUCCUCCAGACCCCUGCUCCAGUUUGAAGACAGGCAGCAGCCAGUGGAGUAUCAUAUGAAGGAAGCCAAAACACUCAAGCACAAGGCAGAUGCCACGCCGGAUAAGGUGGGCAAAGCUUUCAACUACCUAGAUGCUGCCAUGUCCUUCGUGGAGAGCGGCAUCGCUAUGGAAACCGAUCCCCAGACCCCGAAGUCGGCAUAUACGAUGUUCGCCGAAACCUUGGAUCUGAUCAGGUUCAUACUGAAACUAAAGGGCUCUGUGAACCCCUCGGCCCCUGCUACAGACAAGGACUUUACAGUUUUAUGUAUGAGGGGCCUGUCCCUUCUACAGAUGGCCAUGUUUCGCUACAAACGAGAAGCAGCACUUAAGUAUUCAAGGACCCUCACAGAUCAUUUCAAGAGUUCCUUAAAGUCUGCAGCCCAGGCUCCUUCACCAUGUAUCUCAAAAAGCACGGGUACCCCAUCCCCCAUGUCUCCCAUGCCAUCUCCUGCCAGCACAGCCAGUUCUGGGCCGGGCUCCAACCACAGCAGCGGGGCGGGGGCAGGCACCGUCAGCACCGUGGCCAUUCCACAGGUCAUCCAGCAGGUGGCGUCUUCCUACGUCAACAUCACGGCACUCUUCCUGAGUGCUCACGACAUCUGGGAGCAGGCUGACGAGCUGGCCCACAAAGGCAGUGGUUUGCUGUCUGAGUUGGACUUGACUCUGGGCCCGUUGAGCCUGACGUCCACCAUGAGCUCUCUGGUGCGUCACACACGGCAGGGACUGCAGUGGCUCCGACUGGACACCCGUGAGGCACAGUGACCGCUUCUCAUCCCCGUCCCAGCCCUUGCCCUGUCGACGACGCCCCAGCCCUGGCUUGCCCUGUCCACAACAUCAUUUUUGGUUUUAUUUAUUGACGGGCCAUCAGAUGAAUGCAGGAUCCCAAGUCCCUCUACAAGUUGUUCACAUGGAUACCAAGUAACCUUUUAUUUCAUUUUCUCUCAACUACAUAUAUCUAUAUAUAUCUCACACACACACGGAUUACAUGCAUUUUCGGGUCCCUGUCCUCUGUUGGUCACAUUGAAGGGUCCAUCAAUAAACAAUUAUCACAUCCUCUGGAGCUCAGGGGGGGCUGAGCUGAAUAGGACUCCCUCCCUUUCUCAACAACGGGCCACACAGCCAGCUGACUGGCCCUGCCACAUCCCUCUGGGGGUCAGUAGGGGUGUCUCGCCGUGGAAAGCCACACCCCUCUGGCGGUCAGUAGGGGUGUCUUCCCGUGGCCUGCCCCACCCCUCUGGGGGUCAGUAGGGGUGUCUUCUCAUGGCCUGCCCUGUCUGUCUUGGAGGUCAGUGAGGGCGUGUCCCUGUGGGAUGGUUGUCUGAAGAUACCUGCUUUUUUUUGGUUGGGGUUCAGAGAGGCCUCUCACCUUUCUCCUGUGGUAAUGCAAAGCAGUGAUGACAAAAAGCUUAUUUAUUAGUCUCAUUAUCAUUAUCUUUAUUAUUAUAUCACUAUAAAUAUAUUGUUGAAGUUUUUUUUCAAAAGCGUUGAUAUGGCCAAUGUUUUACUUCACAGCCAACUUAAAAAGGUCCUAUAGAAGUGAAGGGAUCUAUCCAUCCCAGACACGUCUAUAAUAAUACUGGUCGAAUUCGGCAGGAUAUAGUUUAGUAUGUCUCUGCUCUACCAUAAAGUAUUUAAGUGACUAGAUGCAUUGUCCUGAAAUAUGGACGUCAGUAUUCUUGAAUGGAGACGACAGAUGGUCCUUGAUGCUUUUUGUGGAGAUAUAUUAUUCUUUUUCCCAUUUUUCUCUUCAAAAGAGAUGGAUUCUACGUGCCAGGGCGGGUCCACUAUGUUCAAUCAGUCAUAACAGAAAUAUGAUUUGAGUUGGAUUUCGUACUUACUUUCCCUUUUUAUCAACAACUGUUCAUCUGAGACAUUUAGAUAAGAAACCAAAUAGUCUGAUUUGACCAGUAGCACUGGUCCCUACUCUUCAGACAGGAAGCAGGAAGUAACUACCUCAUCUUCACUGCACAUGGGAAGCAGAGCAACGCUGUCUGAUGGUAGGGGAGAGAGGGAGGGACUGUGGCCUAAUGUGAUGGUUGUGAGCGUUUUCUCUAGUUCUGCAAUCUAUUCAGCAUACAUGCUUUUUAACACGCAGGCUGAAGCUGCGCAUCAAACCAGUUUUUAUACAGACAUGGCAUCGUUCAGUAGAUAUAAAAGUGCCUUAGAUGGGGUUUUUUAAGGACACUUGCGUCUGUCUUCCCAAAUGGAAUACUUAUUGAAUAUAUCAUCAACUUGUAUUGAUCAUUUACAAAGCAAGUCCCAUUAACUGAAGUCAAAAGUGGAUUGAGUAUGUGGUAGGAGUUUUGAAAGCAGGAUACUCUUCCCUUUACUAACAGCCAUGACCGUUGGAAAUGAUUCACUGUAGGACUGGCAACCUGUGAGGAAGCGUUGACAGGCUGUUUUGUUUACUUCCUUUGCGUAGCUCUGGUGUCACAUCCUGUGCGUACAUACGAUAACAGCCCAUGUCAUUUGAAAAUAACACUUGUCAACACAUCUAAAUGAUUGCUGGGGUUUUUUCUCCGUACGGUAGUCGAAAACUACAGUUUAUGUACCACACAGGUCAGCAGAAGUGACUGGGCAAAUGAUUGGCUAAAUCUUACAACUGGCCUUUGCCCUAUUGUAUCUCUUCAGUACCUAUUACCGCCAUUUUUAGACCACACAACUCCCUAGAUGACAAGAUGUCCCAAAUGGCACCCUAUUCCCUAUAUAGUGAACUAUUUUUGACCAAGUAGGCUACUAAUAUAGGGUCCAAUUUGGGACACAGUCAAUGUCUCUAGAGGAGUAUUAAUUUUUAUCAUGGACAUUUAUCUAUUCGUGGAGAUCAAAGAUUACCAGACGAAGACGAUGCCUUUCUGUAGAAUGAAUUGAUAUAAUUUCCCUUUUUAAAGCGCCCUGUUCAAUUUCUGUAGAAUGAAUGACUUGGUGUUUUGUUUUUCUGAUUUCAAAAAGGUGGUGGUUUGAUGGUAUUACAAUUACACACUUGUAUUUGAUUAAAUCAGUGGUUUAUUUAAUGUUUUAACAGAUGUUAUUGAUGGUGAAAUACUAGUGAUCCUUUAUUAUUUUGUAUCAGUCAAUCAAUAUUCUGAUAUUUAAGCCUAUAUACAACCCUGCCUCUCUCAUUUCAGCAUUAACACAACAAUGCUUUACAGCAAGAUUAAACAACGUGUAUCAUUUGCACUUGUUUCAGUGUAUUUUCGGUUUCCUUCAGUGUUCUCCUCCGGGUUGGACAGAAAAGACAACUUUGACGUGUCACAGUCCUCUUGCUUGUUGUAAGGCUUUGGUUAAGAGCAAUAAAACCGAGCGGUGAAUGCAAAACAAUACAUAGAACAUUUAAUAAAAUACUGUUUUUGAUGAAAGAUUGGAGAUUGGUUUACAUCACCAUGCUUUGCUUAAAAUUGACAAAAUCUGUGCCGUUUAGUUAAUUGAAUUGUUUUAUUACUAUACUGUUAAAAAAAAAAAAUUGGAGCUCACUGGAAAAGCUAUUUCUAUUGGCUGACAAAUAUAUAAGGGCUGCACAUGGAACCACAAAAGAAAAAUGGGUUUGUAUUUAUUUUAUCACAAAUAUGAACCGUAUGAAUAGAGUAUACUGGUACCAUGGCUUUAUAAAUAUAUAUAUAUAUAAUUUUCUGCUUUUUUCUCCAAGGUAGGCUGCUUUGUAAGUAAUCAAUCAUACUUUGAGUUACCCAACUUGGAUGUCAAACUGCACAUGAAAUGAAAUGUUGUCCUGUUUUGAGAUGACGUUCUACGUUUUGUACUUACUAAAACGUUGCUCUGGUUUCUGUCAUGUUACAUGUCCUUUUCAUAUUUUUGAAGGUUUAUUGUCAUGCUUCAUUUCAAUCUUAAAAAAAAAAAAAUGUUGCGCUUCAGUUGUAGGUAUUCUGUGUGCAGAAAUGUAUAAUUAUUGUCCAUAAAUAUAUGAUAUCACACUAAAAGGAACAACAUCACCUUGGUCAUUUACUGGGAAAAUGUGCAGAAAUCUUUUGUAAUUAAACUUUUUUGCCUUGUGGAAAUAUGUAAAUAGUUUGAGCUGCAAUGUACAGAGAUGUAUAAAGACUGAUUGACAAUGAAUUUUGGUUUUCUUUGACUCAAGUUCCUUUCCCCCAAAGAUGCUGUUUUGCAGACCUUUUUGUAGCUUGGCUGCUGUAGCUGAAGAUGAAUUGUUGAUAAUGUUUUAACUGGCUCAACAAUACAUCUAGACCAGACCUCUGUACUGUAAAAUGUUUGAGGCAAUAAACUUUGGGGAAAAUGUGC